AUGCUACAACUGUUGGGGCGAGGGCCACCACGCUGCGAGCUGCCCACUCCCCCGCUCCUCGGCUGUUGGGGUGAAGCGUGGCCGCUCCCGCGGCGGUCUGGGGACGCUCGCCGGGUCGCGCCGCGACGCCCGGAUGGUGCGCGCCAUCGGCCCAACUCGGCGGACACCGUCUCCGGGGGUUCGUUGUCAGCAGGGCGGUCCACGUCGGUGCCUUACUGCUGUCGGCAUCCAUCGCCACCGGCUGCGCCGUCGCCACCCCCACCACCUCCGCCACCUGUCUUCCAGCCCGCCGCCGGCACCAGCUCGGAGUUUGACAGGGGCUCCAGAAACCUUGCCGACCCUGCUAUUCGGGACCCGCGCGUGCCCACGGUGGUUAUCCCGCGUUCCACGGAGAUCCAGGCGGCCGAGGAUGCGCUUGAGCUGGCCCUGGUGGGCCUGGUGGGGGGCACCAGGCUGGUGGUUUCUACGGCCACAGUCUACAGCUUCCUCUACUCUCAGUUUGAGCUUACGAUGAACGAUGUGGAGUUGCGGCGGCACCACCCCGAAGAUUUCAUCACACAUUUCCGCCGGCGUGCGGACCAUGACCGUGUCCUUGCUUCGCGGCCGGGUGGAUACCUUCUGCCCCUCACCUGGAGACCUUGGCAACGAACUUCACUGGCCACUGCAGAAAGCUUCAAUUUUCAGGCAUGGUGCAAACAUCCGGAUCUCAUCGAAGACGAGCAGACCAUCUCAAUUCCGGAGCCUGUUUUGCCUGUUGCAGCUAUGGGCAAUCCUGCCCCGCCACGCCUCUUGCAGUACCAGGUGGGCGAGUUCAGAUGCCCCUGUGCGCCGGAGGUCGUUGCUCGGCACACUGAUGUUGAUGGCACGCGCAAGGAGUCUGUGGAGGCUCCCGAGCGUUGGGAGAUGAUGUCUGCACCGCGUACUCCUUGGACGCGGGCAUCAAAUUUUACGACGGUCAACACUCCAUCACCGUGGAUUGAUAGGCAGCUGGGCUCCCCUACCACCGGCGUCGUGGCGCGGUUCCUGAACGUCGCGCCACUGCUCCUCCACGCGGGAGGGGGCCACUUCCGGGUCGACCUCGAACUCGGUGGACUGGUGGGCGACCUGAUUGAGGCUGAACUUGUCUCCACCACAUAUGUUGCGGCCAGCCCAGUUGUUGAUGGGGCUGGACUUCAUGAGGAGGAUGAGAGCGCUGUGGAGGAACCUGUUUCUGUAGUGGAUGCGGCCAAUGAUGCGGCCACUGUCAUGGAUGCGGCAGCCGCUACACAGGCUGCGCUGGAGGCAGAGGUGUGCGUCCCCAUGCACACGCCCCUGAUCCGCGCGGGACCUAGGCCUCGGCGGGCGCGAACGCCGGUCUCCAUCCCAUCGCUGCGACGGAGUGGCAGGAUCGCAGCAAGGCCAAGGGCACCAAAUGCAACGGUGCAGGCGCAGCUGCUGCUCCUUAAGAAGCUGGGAGUCGCUGUGGCGGAGGGUGAGCAUGCCUCUGAGGUUGAGAAGAAGAUCAAGCUGGCAUUCAGGGGAGAUAUGUCGACCAGGAAAAGGGAGGCACUACAACUCUUCCUUGAAAAAUGGAAUUGA
Messenger RNA from Miscanthus lutarioriparius, 1578 nucleotides. The record is from the annotation of a GenBank genome assembly. NCBI's taxonomy places the organism in Eukaryota, Viridiplantae, Streptophyta, Magnoliopsida, Poales, Poaceae.